UAAUACCUCCGCGGCAGCAGGUGGCAGCAGCGCAGCGCAACAAUCCCCCGAACCAAAACAAAUGCGAACAAGAUUAAACAACAUCAGUGCUGCACCUGCGGAGAUAAUUUUUCAUAUCUGACCCAGAUAUACAGCAGCGCAGCAGGAACGAAUCUUUUAAAAUGGAGACAAGAGCCUUCAAGAAUCCGUAUUACGACUAUGAUGGGAGCCCUGCGUGCACACAGGCGUUGUUUGACUCUGGUGGAAAGCUCACAUCAGAGUUUGCCCAGCGGCUGAACAGCAAGAUCAGUGAGCUUUUAGCUGUCAUGGAAAAUGGGCUGAAGUCUGCUGACCCAAGAGAUUGCACCAGUUACACUGGCUGGGCAGGCAUUGCUCUGCUCUACCUGCACCUCCACAAUGUGUUCAAGGACCCCUCCCUUCUUCAGAAAGCACUGGAAUAUGUCAGCUGCAGUCUGAAGUGCUUGACCCGCCGACAUGACGUCACCUUCCUGUGUGGGGAUGCGGGGCCCCUGGCUAUAGCCGCUGUGGUCUACCAUCGCCUGCAGAGGGUGCAAGAGACUGACGAGUGCAUUAACAGACUGCUGCAGUUUCACCAGAUCGUGGUGAAAGGCUCAGGCGGGCUGCCGGACGAGCUGCUCUAUGGGCGGAUGGGCUACCUCUACUCCCUCGUCUUCAUCAACCAGCAGCUUGGGCAAGACCGGAUCCCACUGCAAUACAUCCAGCAGAUCAGCGAGGCUGUGCUUGUGUCAGGCGAGCACCUCAGCAGGAAGUUCAGGGUCCAGAAUUACAGCCCUCUGAUGUACGAGUGGUACCAGGAACAGUACGUCGGCGCCGCCCACGGCCUGGCUGGCAUCUACUACUACCUCAUGCAGCCGGGCUUCGUCGGCAUGGAGGAGUGCGUGCACAGGCUGGUGAAGCCCAGCGUCGACCACGUCUGUCGCCUCAAGUUCCCCUCAGGAAACUACCCCCCGUGCCUCGGGGACGACCGGGACCUGCUGGUGCACUGGUGCCACGGAGCCCCAGGGGUGGUCUACAUGCUCCUGCAGGCAUACAGGGCCUUCGAAGUGCCCCAGUACCUGCUGGACGCCCUGCAGUGUGGAGAGGUGGUGUGGCACAUGGGCUUGCUGAAGAAGGGCUACGGGCUGUGUCACGGCGCGGCGGGUAAUGCCUACACCUUCCUGGCCCUCUACCGACAAACGCAGGACCCCAAGCACCUUUACAGAGCCUGCAUGUUUGCAGACUGGUGCAUGAACUACGGCAAACAUGGAUGCCGGAUACCAGACACCCCCUUCUCACUUUUUGAAGGCAUGGCCGGCACCAUCUACUUCCUGGCUGACCUUCUGCAGCCGAUGAAAGCAAGGUUCCCGGCCUUUGAGGUGUAAACGUUUCUCCAGAGGUAGUCCUCCCCACCACCCACACAGCGGGAAAAUACAACCAGAGGACCCACACUUGCGCUCUCUGUCACGCUCAUUGAUUGGCUCCCGCACUCUCACACGUUGUGCCAUGUUUUUCCCUGCUCCUUCUCUCCCGGGGACCUGACAUGUCAUUGGCAGGAUGAAUCCAGUGCUCACAUCUUGGCUACAUAAUUAUCUCAAAGAUGCGUCCGCAGGGGGAGCUUCUUUAGCGUUUUUUGUGUAUAAAUUGAACGCUUUGCUUUAUUAAGUCGGGCUCAGAUUGUGUCAUAUUUGAGGGAAGGAAGGAAGCUCGCUUUCAAUUCCAGAAAGCGCAUUGUGGGGAAAAUUUUUGUGUUAAUGCUUAACAACUGUAUAUUCUGUAAGGAUGAUAUGCUAAAAAAGGAAAUCGAUGCUUCAGUUUGCAAUUCUGUCAACAGCAAAGCUAGUUACAAUGCACGAAAUAGAAAACAAUACAAGCUGUGUCAUGUGUUUAGGGGUUAACCCCAAAGUGUAAACUGUUGCCUGUCCUUUGCACUGUCUGAGCAAUAAAUCGUGGGUCUUUUUACAGCUGUUGCUCUGCAGUGAAUUUUGCCCCUUGAUCUUGUUUUGGUGUCGCCACGCAGCAGCAAAGAGAGGCCACACGGGGGCAGCAGAGAGGCGUGAAUGAAUAUCUGACAGCUGACCGCCGCCUGGCGAAGGAGGUGAAUUCACUGGCACCAAAAGAGGUUCACCUUGAAACCUUGUUGCUUCAUGAGUGGGUCAGAAUUUAUGCUAAUCAGGUAACAUUUUAUUUGGUGUAGGAGACGACUAAAAAAUGUCCCUGGAG
Messenger RNA from Chelmon rostratus (copperband butterflyfish), 2220 nucleotides. It is a transcript of the gene lancl1, whose product is annotated as LanC antibiotic synthetase component C-like 1 (bacterial). The transcript is spliced from 10 exons. Bases 162 to 1382 code for a protein of 406 amino acids. Lineage: Eukaryota; Metazoa; Chordata; Actinopteri; Chaetodontiformes; Chaetodontidae. Gene Ontology annotation, cellular component: plasma membrane. The record is from RefSeq and is a predicted model, not a curated record. Gene Ontology annotation, biological process: carbohydrate metabolic process; peptide modification.